UUCCUAACUGCGGUCCACUUCCGGUUAACAGGUCUGCACUGAUAAAUAGUUGAUCUUCCAAAAAUAGAAAAGUGCAUUUGAUAUCAGGUGUAAGAUUGACUGUUUGACUGAUGACCUAACCUAUUUCUACAGGUGACUAUAUAUACAACAUGAGUGAUACAAGGAAAAAGAGAUACAGCACAGGCAUCCGAAUGCGAUCAGACAACGGCGAAAAUUACCACAGAAACUCGUCUGCUCAAAGUGUUGCAUACAACAAAACUGGUCGUAAUAAUAAUUCUCAAAACUCGACAUCAAAUUAUCAUAGAAUGAACAGUUAUGAUAGAGUUAGAAAAAUAGUACAAGAAGAAGGAAGAACGGCUAGAAAUCUUGUCAUCUACAAUGUACCCGUAGAGCAAAGAAGAUCAAGCUCAGGACAAAGAUACCAUGGUAGACAGAGAAAGCUUUCACAGAAAGAUAAUCAACAACAGAGACCCCAAGUUAAACACAGACCAUCUUCUUUAGAGGACCAAUCAUCAUAUAAGCAAGACCUAACUAGAUCUCCAAGAUCAGAUGGAGGGACCAGAAAGACCGAUCGUAGGGCCAGAUAUUGGAAAUUUCUCUUUGACAAUCUACAGAGAGCAGUUGAUGCUAUGUAUGAAACAUGUGAACAAGAUGAAAGUGUGGUAGAAUGCAAGGAAGUGAUUAUGAUGCUGGAACAAAGUACCAAUGAUUUUAAAUCUCUAAUAGACAGAAUGCAUCUAAUGAAAGCUUAUGAUGAUGCUACAAGAGAGGGUGACAGACCAGCUCCUAUAGCUUGGGAAGUAAGAAAGAUGUCACCUGGAAAAACUCCACAUUCUCAAGUGCCAUCUAGAAACUCACCAAGUCCAGCCCAAAGAGUUCUAGAGUUCAAUGAACCCAAUAAAAGAACUACAAAUCAGAGAUUUUUGAAAUUUGGAAACAGUUGGGCAGACAGAGUGAAAGGGAUAGUACCUCCAUCUCCCUUGUCACCUAAUGAAGAGACACCAAACUUUUCAGAAACUCAAGAGUCUCCUGUAUUAACUCUGCCAUCACCACCUGUACAUCAGAAUGGAUUGUCUGCUUCUGAGGCAGAUACUGAUGGCAGUAACACUUUUGAAGAUGAUGGUUGGGAAACAGUACAAAGGGGAGGUAAAUCUAGAUCUAGAAAUUCCUUAGAAAAUCUUUCAACUGUUGGAAGGCCAGCUAAAGCCAUAACAAGAACUCUGUCUGAUCCACAUGCUCCAUUGAUCAAGAAAAAUAGAGGACAUUUCAAUACUAUGAAAAAAUCUUUGUCAGAAGGUAAUCAGACUGCACCUAAUAAAAGUGCUAGGCAUGAUAGCGAGAAGGAAAAUGAACCAGUCAAAAGUAAAAACGAUGCAAGUACUAAGAACAACUCACCAGUGGUAAAUAAUACCAGCCGUUCUUAUAGUGGGACUGUUAAAGGGACCAACACUCAAAGCAAACAGGCUGUGAUAAGCAAUGCUAAAACUGUAAAGGACACAAAAACAAUUAAAGAGAGACCUCAAAGCCUGACAGAAUCUAAGGUUAUAGCAAAAACUACAAGAAACAUAAGUAGUCCAAGAGGUGAAAAUGUUAGGAAUCUGAGCAGUCCAAGAAGUGAUACUGCAAGGAAUGUUAGUAGUCCAAGAGGGGAAUUGAAAACAACACCAGCAAUUGCUGCCAAACCCCCUUCUGGCAGUAAAAUGGAGAAGUCUAGAGCAAGUCCACAGACCACUUUGAAAAAAAGUGAAAUUGAUCCUGUUAAAAUUGAAACAAAAGAACUUCGAACAAGAAAUAUUUCAGAGAGUAAAGAUGAUACUGAAGAAGACAUUAGUCAAAUUGAAGAUGCUUUAGCAUCAGUUAUUGAUGAGGAGAAUGACCUGACUGAUGAGUUGGUGAAGGCUCAGGAGCAAGCUCUGGAAAAUGUAAUACAGGAGGAAGAGUCCUGGCUUAAAGAACUGGCAAAGGAGGAGAAUACUGUCAUCGAUGUGGAAACUGAAACAGAAAGUGAAUUGGGGAACACAAUGAGUUCAUCCUUAGACAAUUCGCAACAGACUCUUGACUGGGAUUCAAUGGUAGCACUGUACGAAGAGGAGAAGGCCAGUGGAGUUCACAAAUCUUGGGGAGAUCUUGUAGAAGAUGAUGAGGAUGAAGUAAGAACACCAGGACAUGCUGUUCACAUGCAUGAAAAGCUAUCGUCACCUUCUCGUAAAAGAUCACCUACAGAAUCAAAGAAAAGACAUGAAGAAAAACAAGCCAAAGCCCAAGAACAAAGAGAAAAGUUAAUGCAAGAAAAAGCUGAAAGACUGAAAGAAUUGUCUAAGAAGGUUGAAGAAGUAAGAGCAUUAAAAGAUGAUUUAAUGAACCAGAAGAAAGAAACCAUCUUAAGGAAAAUGCAGAAAGCUGAAGAAAAAAGAGAAAUUCAACUAAAACUGAAAGCACAGAAAGCUCAUGAAGAGGAAGCCAAGGCAAAUGAAAUAGCUUUCAUAAAUACAUUAGAAGCCCAGAACAAAAGGCAUGAAAUAAUGUCUAAACACCAAGUCUCAGAAGCAAGGCUGCAAGAUAUUCAGGAAGAGCGUCAGAGGAAACAUGAAGAGAAACUAGCCAAAGAGGCUGCAGUAGAGGAGAGAAGGAAAGCUUUAGAGGCAGAAAAACAAGCAAGGCUAAAGGAGAUGGAGGCAAAGAGGAAGCAAAGAGAAAACAGAUUUACAGCUCAGCAGCUUGAGAAGGAAAAGGAGAGAUUUGAUGCACUGAGAGCAAAGGAAAAGGAAAGAGAUGAAAGAUUGGCAGUACUGAAUGCCCAGCAUGAAGCUCAUAUCCAAGAAUUACAAAAAAAGAUACAACAAAAGCAAGAUGAAUCAACCCAAAGACAUCAGGAAGCUUUGCAACAGAUCCGAGAGAAAGCAUUUGAGAUGAGUGUGCUGAGACAUUCCACAGAGGAUCAUAAUGAUGCUCCCACAAGUACACCAUAUGAGAAAAAGAAAUUGUGUACUAUUUGUAAUGCACUGAUCAUAUCAGAAGUCUACUUAUUGAGCCAUCUGAGAGGAAAGAAGCAUCAGCAAGCUCUAAAAGACAACAAUUCUGGUAGAUCUAUGUGUAAAGAAGAAAUUGAAAAGUUUAACUUGAAACAUAUAGUGGAUGCUCCCAGUAACAGCACACAUCCAAAGAUAGUAUCAGAGAAGGAAAGACUGAAAUCUAUGAAAAAGAGAUGCAAGAAACUCAGACAGAGGAUGACAACAAGGGGUUUAGAGUAUGAAAGCUCUUUGUCAGGAAAGCAGCAACCAGUUGAGUCAGAGCACAAAGCCAAGUUACACAAAGUGAUUAGAGAUAUAACUAAGUACCUGCAGAAUACAGAAAAGGGUCCCUGGUCGCAAAGCAGAGUUUCUGCCUUGGAUAGAGCACUUGGAGAAAUUUCAAGAAUUUUAGAUAAAAAGAUACCAGCAGACCAGACAUGUUUGAGAGUACUUAGUGGUUUAAAUACGUUAUCUAGGAUAUUACUGCUAGCUGAUGCAGCAAAUCCAGAGUUACCUCCCAUACUACCACAUAAGUCUAUUAUAUUAACCUGUACAGUGUUCAGACAAGCAUGUAAAGGUUGUUAUGACAACUGCCAUUACAUGAUGUUCAGUAAUAAAGUUGGAAACAUUUUAGAAUUACUGUCUCAAAGACUGUUGGUUAUGAUGCCAAAUGAUCAGAAUUUAUCAUCCAUGUCAUCAUCUAGUAGUCAGCCAGCAUCUCUCCCUUAUGAUUCAGUAGCAGUUAGUACGCUACAGCUUGUAUCUACCGUUCUUUCCUGUCUUGCUAAACAUAAUCCGUCCAUUAACAGUAGCGAGGCCUCUAUGGAGAGGAUGAGCGGCACUGGCGAUGCUUUCAUGAGUCGUGGAAAUGAUAUGAUCAGUUACAUGAUCAGUGUUGGAAUUGUGGAUAAGUUGACACAGUAUUUUAGAAGUGUCCAAGGACCUCUGCAUGAUGAUAAAGAUGCUGCAGAAUUCCUCCAACAUGGACUGGGGCUGUUAGUAGCUGUUACAAAGUUCAUGUCUAAAAGAAAUAAUGCAAUAUUUGAAAAGAAGAAACAAGAAGACCCCACAACGCUGAUAAAUACAUUUGAAGUAACAGAACUUGUAGGAAUUGUGUCUUUGUUGUAUGGUAUGCUGCUCCAUUCAGGGACCCCUAGUAGAAGUGACACACCCCCUCCAGAACUUCCUCCAGCUACAUUACAAAUCACUAUCACAGGACUUAAGAUGUUAAAUUAUAUGGCAGUCCUUAAUCUGGAUAUGUUACAGAAAACUUUGGGAGAAGAAGGAUCUUCCUUAGAGUUCAGACAUAUAGCAAGUUAUUCCAUGUGGUACUGUGUACACCAUCAGUGUGAAGAACUGUUACAUGAAGUCAUAGUAUGUGUGGGAUAUUUUACGGUUCUUAAUCCAGAUAAUCAGGUUGUGAUACAGUCGGGCCAGUCCCCAACGAUCUUACAACAAAUGUGUUCCCUCCCAUUCCAUUACUUCAGUGAUCCUCGGCUGACUACAAUCCUGUUUCCAACGUUGAUAGCAUGUUGCUAUAACAACCAAUCCAACAGAGAAAUCCUAGAACAAGAACUUAGUUGUGUGCUGUUAUCUAAUUUUAUAGAGGAGAAGCAGCUUGAAAAUCAACAGACUUCAUUAUUUACAAAGAAAGAAAAAGAAAAGGCAAAGGAAGGAGACCAAAGAAUGGUGCUAGGUAGCAGAUUCCCUAUGGAGCAAUGGACCACUGCCCAAGAAUAUUUCAAAAUCUCAUAAAAUUAUCUAUGUGCAUUGUGAAGCUUCAAGAUAUCUUUGGGAACUAUCAAAAAUCCAAGCUAUUGAAAGUUAUUCACAUUUGCUAAGACUUGUUAUUGCUUAUAUGGAUAUUUCUAUUAGAAAUAUAAAGGUGAUAAUUCUUAGCCCUUAAAACUGAGCACCAUCUAUUGACAUUACAUAGAUGGGACUGAUUGUGUUUAAAACCUAGACAAACAUCAACAUAUACAGUCUCAUUGAGGCCAGAGUAUACACAUUGUAAUCUUCAAAUUACUGAUCUAAUUCCUCCUUAGAUAGGAAGAGUUUGGUAUGUUUACGCUGAUCAAGAUACAGAGAAUCUGGUAUGUUUGUCAAGGCGUAGUGUAUCCACAAUAAAAGGAUUUUCAGCUCACAUCAUUGAGGGCAACAAGUCAUGAUCUGUCUCAAAUUUCUGGACGUUUAUCAGUUUAUGUUUUUGUGAUCUGCAUUGAAUUUGGCUUAUUUUGACCAUUAUAUAUGCAAACUAAAACUGUAUUUAGUUUUAAAAUUGAAAUCCAUUUUAUUUGCACUUUUUUUGUAUGUUUAUUUCUAGUGUUCUGUUAUUGAAUAUAAGUUGUCAUGUUUUUCAUCAUUUUCAAAACAUUCCAAUAUAGGAUUGUAAAUGAUCUGGUUUUUUUCCUGAAUCUCACUGAUUUUAAUCCACUCUUCUUUCUACCUCAACUAGCCAAAGGUUAGCCUGUGCCAUUACUUGGUCUCCGUAGAAAAUCUUCUUUCAAAACUGUGUUGUAUAACUGGCUGGUAACGUCGCUUAGUGUUAUGUUGAUGAAAUGUACCAACUUAUUUAAUAAACAAAAUAAUGAACUAACUGGACAGUCUUCACUAAAAUUGAAGGUUAAACUUUAUUCUGUGAUUAUAAGCCUUUUACUUAAUGUCUUUUUUCAAAAUUACAUAUGGUGACACAAACCCAAUUUAUGCUCAAUACUUCCACAAGAAAAGAUGGAAAAAUUGCUGAAAAACCCCCUCCUAAAUUAUUCAAAUCUAUCCUAUUUAACCAUGAUAAUGUGGUGUAUCUAUCACUUGUGUAAAUUGUAUGCUUUAAAGGUUGUGAUUUUUUUUUUCUCAAUGUGUUAGAAGUGCCAUAUAUAAAAAAAAAGAAAUGAGAGAUGAACUAAAUGUUGUGAAUCUAGAAUGAAAAUGUAAAGCUAGUAUGUCCAAUUUCUUCAAUUGUUUUUUUUUCCAACCAAAUCUAGCAGUAGGUUUGAUAGGAAGUUGAUAGAAUCUUCAAUUGUAUUGACGAUGAUUGUGAUGGAUGGUUACAGAAAAUCAUUGUGUUGAAUGUUUUAUAGUUUGACUAUAUACAUACCAGUUACUGUACAGAGAAACAAGAAUUAUAUGAGGAGGAAAACUAAACUGUGAUAUUUUAUACAUCAUUUUAUAUUUCAUCAACAACCCUUUAUGUACAGUGAUUGAAAUUAUCCUUUUUUUCUGUGAGAUAGUUUCAUUAUCAGUCUAAUGUGUUACUUGUAUAAUUUACUCACAUCAUGGGCAUUCGAACAUUUUAUAAGAUUUCCAUUUUGUUUUCAAUGACUUGGUUUGGACUUCCCUAAAUGAUCUGAGCUUUUUACAACAUCAUUUUAUGUACAGGUAAGUUGAAUAGUAAGAAUUUUGUAUGAACUUGUUUUCUGUGUUUUUCUUUAAAUCUUAGCUCAGUUAAUCUAUGUAUAAACAUAAUUUGAUGAUUUUAAUAUGUUUUUAGUUUAAAGCCUACCAAUAGAACUAGCACAGAUCAUUUUUUUAAUAGGAGGGGGGGAAAAGUGCUGUAAAAUUUUGAAACUAUGUAAUUCUUCAUUAUUUAAUUUCUAUCAAACAAUACAGGUACACUGUAUUAUUAUUGCUGUAUUUAUAUGGGUGUAGAUUGUAUUUGUUUUAACUGAUACAUUUCAGAUAGGAAACCAUACUCCAUGAUAUCUUAUGGCGUUGAAGCUUUUAAAAGUAACUUUGAAUAGCCGCACUGGAAAUUUAUGCAGUCAUAUUGCAUGUGGCAUCAGGGGCAAUCAAACUCAUCUGCUUGUAGAUAAUAUUUGUCAUUGUAAUUUAAACUAUUAUUGCAAAAUCCUUAGUGUCAUUUUCUGGGCAGAAAAGAAGGCUAGUGUUGGUUUUUGGAUUGUUGUCCAACACAUUUCUGAACAAAGACCCAAAAAGGACUCAAAAUUGCAGCAUUUACAGUCUCUUUUUGAUAAACAUUUGUUCAGCAUACCUUUGCAGCAAGUUUGCAGCAAUGUUUUAAAAACAUAGCUCUUUAAUUUAGUCAUUUACUAAUUUUAUAUCUUUAACAGUUAAUGAGAACAGCACAAGACAUUAUCUGAAUUUAUCAAAAAGAGUUUACUAAUGAAAACAAAUAUGAGUUGUCUGCUCUACAAAUUUGGCACAUAAUUGUAUCUUUUCCUCUCUUUCAAUUGUCUGAAAGCCAGAAAACUAUUUAUUUGUCUAAAUGUGUUUUAAAGUUUGAUUUUGUUUUGUUUCUGAAGGUAAAUGGUUGUGUAUACAAUAACUAUAUUGAAUUUUUUAGAGUGUUAAAAAUCAUUACAAUUUGUUGUGUAUUAACAUUAUUUGUUGUCUGCAUUUUGAGUUUUGUCAUUAAAAUAAUAUAUAACUUGC
Molecule: messenger RNA, 7400 nt
Organism: Mytilus californianus (California mussel)
Lineage: Eukaryota; Metazoa; Mollusca; Bivalvia; Mytilida; Mytilidae
Product: S phase cyclin A-associated protein in the endoplasmic reticulum-like
Exons: 30
Coding region: 150-4766 (1538 amino acids)
Source: RefSeq, a predicted model, not a curated record